UGGGUAGAGAGAGAAAUGAGCAAAAAACCAUUUCAAUGAGAGAUCAGUGACCUUACUGCAUUUAAGUGUUCUUAGACAGGAAUUACACCAUUUUUCAAAUGUAUUGUUUAUUUAAAACUUGAAUACCCCAUCUGUAACUCUGUUCUAGGUGAUGUGGUAUCAGUACCAGAAUGUUGUACUGUUUCUGAAAAUUAUUUUCAGUAUAGCAGUUAAGGACAUUAAGGCUUCAAAGCCAUUGGCCCAGUUUUGAUAAGAAGUGAAGUUGGAAGUUGGGUGUAGUGGCUCACACCUUUAAUUUCAGCACUUUGGGAAGGGCCGAGGUAGGAGAAUUGCAUUAGCCCAGGAGUUUGAAACCAGCCUGGGCAACACAGGGAGACCCCAUCUCUAGAAAAAUAAAAAAUAAAAACAAUUAGCUGGGCAUGGUGGCAUGUGCCUAUAGUCCCAACUAAGUAGUUCUCUGCUAAGCCCCGGAAGUCAAGGCUGCAGUGAGCCAUGAUUGCACCACUGCGUUCUAGCCUGGAAGACAAAGUGAGACCCUGUCUCAAAAAAAGUAAAAGUAAAAAUAAUAAUAAUAAUAAUAAUAAAGCUGGAAAUCAAGGAUAUAUUUUCUUCAUCUCUUCACUUGACACCAAGACAAGUCACAAACCUGAAGAGUAUUGCCUAUUUAUUCCUAUUUAUUAGAAAACAAAAAAAAAGUUGUUUUUCAACUCUUUUAUCUAGGUAUGAAUGUGUUAAAAAUUAUUUUUAGUGUUUUAUAUAUAAGCCAGCAUAAAUGAUAGUAGAAUACAUUUGUAUAAUGCUUUAAUAUUUACAUACUUUGACAUAUUUUCUCAUACAACCCUUACAGUUCUCAGAGGAGGUAGUCAGAACAGGUAUUAACCCAAUUUUAUUUUUGAACAAACAGGUUCAGAAGGUAAAGUCAGUUUGUUUCAGAGCUAGAACUUUUCCUAUUAUACCACCCUGCUUCUAGAUGUGCAAUCUGUUUAAGCAUUAAAGUAAUUUAAAAUGGUAAAUUAAAAUGAUGUUAUUGCAGUUAUUUUAAUUUCCUGCCUGGAGCGUUUCAGUAGUAGUGGUUCCUGUAUUAUCUGGGAAGUUAAACCAAAUGUUCUUUUAUACUCUUUUAGACUCUACAACUUCAGUUAAUCCAGAUUUCCUACCCAAUAACAUUGUUUGGGAGCCAGGGAUCUCUGGUUGCCCAACCCUUCUAAGUACUUAGAAGCUCUUAGAAAGAAUGUUCAGUGAAAGGCAGUGAAAAGGCCUGUUUUGGAUACCUACUGCCUAUAGCUAAAACCUGUUAGGUGCCUUCAUGUGAAUCCCUGAAGACACCAUGAUGAAAUUGAUAAGCAUGUCAUAAUUCAAGUAAAAGCUUAUUAUGAGUGCUAGAUGAUAGCCAUAUACUGAAUACUUUUCUGAUUUUACUGCUUUUGCCAUUGCUCAUAUAUCUGUAGCUGGAAUGCUUUGUCUCAUAUCAGACUGCCAGAACUAAAUUCCACCAGCCUUCAAAGCCAGCCCAACUGAUAACUAUUUUUGUAAAGCUUUCCCUACUUACUCUAACAAGUAAUGAUGUAAAAUUCUUAGAACAAUCUGUCAUAGUCUCAAUGCAGAUGUCACAUGUAACUUUGUUAUUAAUAUUUUAGUUAUUUGUGGAUAUCUCAUAUCUUCUUUGGUUUCUUUGUUAUAGAACAUUGUCUUCCCAUAAACUUGAAUAUUGUCCCUUUCCCUUAGAAAAGGGAAAUGUGGGAGAGGUGGGGAGAUGGUUACAUCAACCAAAUUUUUGCUUCUUAAAAUGGGCUUUUGUUGAUGUGAGUCUAUGGUCCCAUUUAUUGUUGUGACAAUAUCUUGGUAGUGGGAAUUACUGGGUAUGUUGGAGAACCUCAGAAGGGAGAAUGGUCAUGUUCUCCAGUGCCGUAUCUGAAUAUCUGAAUCCUGCUCUGGAACACAGUUCUUAUUCUCAACACUUGAUCCUAUUCUCUUUAUCAAACAUAGUUUUUACCUCGUUCUCUGUAAGAGCCAAUUCCCAGCCCCAUAAAGCCAGGAAAUCCAGCAAUAAAGAAUUGUUCCCAGCAGCAUGUUUUGUACUUAUAUUUUCUUCUUCUUCCUUUUUUUUUUUUUUUUUUUUUUUUUGUUGUUGUUGUUGUUUAGACAGAGUCUUGCCCUGUCGCCACGCUGGAGUCCACUGCAACCUCCGCAUCCUGGGUUCAAGCAAUUCUCCUGCCUCAGCCUCCCGAGUAGCUGGGACUACGGGAGAAGAUGGUAUAAACUGGUUCAUCAGUGACAAAGACAUUGAGGCCCAGAUAGCUAAUAACCGAACACCUGGAAGAUGGACCCAGCGGUACUAUUCAGCCAACAAAAACAUUAUCUGUAGAAAUUGUGACAAACGUGGCCAUUUAUCAAAAAACUGCCCCUUACCACGAAAAGUUCGUCGCUGCUUCCUGUGCUCCAGGAGAGGACAUCUCCUGUAUUCCUGUCCAGCCCCCCUUUGCGAAUACUGUCCUGUGCCUAAGAUGUUGGACCACUCAUGUCUUUUCAGACAUUCCUGGGAUAAACAGUGUGACCGAUGUCAUAUGCUAGGCCACUAUACAGAUGCUUGCACAGAAAUCUGGAGGCAGUAUCACCUAACGACCAAACCUGGACCACCCAAAAAGCCGAAGACCCCUUCAAGACCAUCAGCCUUAGCAUAUUGCUAUCACUGCGCGCAAAAAGGCCAUUAUGGACACGAAUGUCCAGAAAGAGAAGUGUAUGACCCGUCUCCAGUAUCUCCAUUCAUCUGCUACUAUGAUGACAAAUAUGAAAUUCAGGAGAGAGAAAAGAGACUAAAACAAAAAAUAAAAGUACUCAAGAAAAAUGGGGUUAUCCCAGAGCCAUCCAAGCUACCUUAUAUAAAAGCAGCAAAUGAGAACCCCCACCAUGAUAUAAGGAAGGGCCGUGCCUCAUGGAAAAGCAACAGGUGGCCUCAAGAAAAUAAAGAAACACAAAAAGAAAUGAAGAACAAGAAUAGAAACUGGGAGAAGCACAGGAAGGCUGACAGACAUCGUGAAGUGGAUGAGGAUUUUCCCAGGGGCCCCAAAACCUACUCUUCUCCUGGCAGUUUUAAAACCCAGAAGCCUUCUAAGCCCUUUCACCGUUCAUCACAUUACCACACGUCAAGAGAAGACAAGUCUCCCAAGGAGGGCAAGAGGGGCAAGCAGAAGAAAAAGGAGAGGUGCUGGGAAGAUGAUGACAAUGAUAACUUAUUUCUUAUUAAGCAGAGAAAAAAAAAGUCUUAAGCCGUCAGGCAGCCUCUGAUGUGGCUUUUCAUUGUUCAUUUGGCCUUUGUGUCUAUAACCUUCUGGCAUUGUGUUUAUUAUCUAUGAUUAAAUAAAGUGAGUUUUUGGUUUUGUUUUUUUAAUUUCAGCCAUUCCUACAGUUACUGAAUAUCCAUGGAGAUCUCAAUUCUCUGUGUCCAACAGGAUAUUAGGUAAGAAAGUACAAAGAUAAACCUGGACUUCUCCUAUUCCAAUAUGUCAUCUUUACUCAGAAUCCUAGGGAUAGGUAGAAGAAUUCAUCUUUUCAAGAAAGUGUUUUAAAAAUACUUUGGGAAAAAAAACUGCAUCAAAGGUAAUUUAUCCUCAAAUUAAAUCCUUGCAGGAAGAGAAAUUAACACUAAGAAAAAGUCAUCAAUAUUUUUCAACUUUUUUUUUUUUACUUUGGAAAGGACAAUAACUAUAAACCUAUAUCCAGAUUUUCUGUCUGCUGAAGCUGUUGUCAGAAUCUUCCUUUGGACAAAACAUCACUAGCUGACUAUAAAAACAAAAGUGAAGCCCUGAAGAGGCAGGGAAUUGAGCUUCAGCAAAAUACAGGAAAAGAACUAUCCAGUAUAAAUGUCAGAAGACAGAUUUCCUAAACAAGUAAAAGAGACAUCAAAAAUUUUAACAUAAUCACAAUGAAAUCAUUUUUUACCACUUUUACAGCGGUGUUUCAAGCAGACUGUCACUCAGAUCUGCAGAGAUGAAUAUUACUCAAAAAAUUUUUUUGUUCUCUUGCAUUUUUUUCAACUACCGCAAAGCUAUACAGAUUUUUUUGUACUUGUGGAUCUUUUGUACUUCUCAUAACCUAAUGUCAGACUAAGAAAAAUAAAAUAUCUGAAAGAGAGUAAA
Messenger RNA from Pan troglodytes (chimpanzee), 4136 nucleotides. RefSeq names its product zinc finger CCHC-type containing 7 (gene ZCCHC7). Gene Ontology annotation, cellular component: TRAMP complex. Gene Ontology annotation, molecular function: RNA binding; zinc ion binding. Bases 1887 to 3266 code for a protein of 459 amino acids. The record is from RefSeq and is a predicted model, not a curated record. Gene Ontology annotation, biological process: nuclear polyadenylation-dependent CUT catabolic process; TRAMP-dependent tRNA surveillance pathway; nuclear polyadenylation-dependent snoRNA catabolic process. The transcript has 8 exons. NCBI's taxonomy places the organism in Eukaryota, Metazoa, Chordata, Mammalia, Primates, Hominidae.